AUGGAAUUCAAGAUCGUCAGUGUGCCCCAUUAUCUACUCCUUGUUCUAUUACUUAAGAUAGCCCUUGCAAAUGUUCCAGUAGUCAGUAACCAUAACCGACAGAUCAGCCUCCACGUUGGAGAUCGCCUUCGUUUAGAAUGCCCAAUUCGAGGCUCAAAUGAUCCAGACGGUGAUAAUUCCCAUGCCUCCUAUCUGGAUGACGGUCUGAUGAGUGAUAUCAUAUAUCAGUGGAACAUUCAAGGCCUACCAGAAUACGCCGUCUCUAUGGACGCACGUUUCCGCUUCCUCGAAGGAGGUCGCAUCGUGGAACUAACCCAACCAGUGACUAAAUCCGAUGCUGGAAUCUAUCAGUGCUCAGGAGUUACUGGAUUUGGCCAGAAAAAGGUUAUAUUCGAAGUCAAUAUUGCUGAUACCAGCGAUGAUCUGCUCUGCGUUAAGGCAUAUCCAGGAGCAACAGAUCGAAAUCAAGUUCUAUGCUUAAUGAAUCCCAAACUCCGGCCGGAUACAGUAAUGACAAUAGAUGCAGAACUCGGUUCAUCGGUUGGGAUGAGCUGUGAGGCCAUUGGCAGAGAACCAAUCAAAUACCUAUGGUUCAUGGGAAAUGCCGUGGCUGACUGGAUAUCGAGCAGCCAAGGCGUUCGUGGUCCUAAUCUUCAUAUUGAGCGAGUUGGUCGUGAACAUAUUGGCCAAUAUGUCUGUCAAGUUAAAAAUCCAAUUGGAAGCCUCAACUAUACAUAUCGCCUUACAGUGAAAGAACCUCCAUCAGCUAUCCCGAAGAUUAUAGUUAAAGUCGAGAACCAGACGCUGAUUGCAGGGUCCAGUGGAGCUUUAUCUUGUCGUGUGAAAUGCUCAUGUUCGGAGCCAAUAAUUCAGGUGAGUAGUUGUAUAAGCGUUCUUUCCUAUAGAAGCAAAAAAUGGGGAAGUGGGGUGUGUGUGGGGGGGGAGUGGUGGGGUUAG
This is a messenger RNA of Rodentolepis nana, 957 nucleotides long. The record is from the annotation of a GenBank genome assembly. NCBI's taxonomy places the organism in Eukaryota, Metazoa, Platyhelminthes, Cestoda, Cyclophyllidea, Hymenolepididae.